Molecule: messenger RNA, 3709 nt
Organism: Erpetoichthys calabaricus (reedfish)
Lineage: Eukaryota; Metazoa; Chordata; Cladistia; Polypteriformes; Polypteridae
Gene: slc51a
Product: solute carrier family 51 subunit alpha
Exons: 8
Coding region: 193-1173 (326 amino acids)
Biological process (GO): transport
Molecular function (GO): transporter activity
Source: RefSeq, a predicted model, not a curated record
UCCCACGCGUUCAAGCUGUAGCUUGUCAUUUACCUGGACGACGAUCGUACGGGAUUUAUUGGUUUCUUAAAACAAGAACGGGACAGGCAACUUUGUUCUGUGUGAACUGAAUGUGACCGGGAGCACAACGGACCGGCCUCGAACAUUCUUUUUGUCUUCGCUCAGGACACUAAUGUGAAAGAGACCGCCAGAAUGGAGAAUAUCUCUUGUCCAACGGAAGUGCCAUUAGCUCUCGAUUGCCUAAAGAGUCUGGACACAUUCGGGAUUCUUUUGCGUUCAGGACUCACUCUGAUGGCAUUUAUCUCCUUGGUGGUCUACACAGAAGAAGUGGUGUACUUCUUCAAGAAAUUUCCAAAUCCAAAAAAGACAUCAAUUAUAUGGGUGACUGGAGCUGCUCCAGUCAUUGGAGCCGUUGCGUGCAUUGGCAUGUGGAUUCCCCGUUCCACCUUGAUUACAGAUUUAACAUCUGCCUCGUACUUUGCAAUUGUAAUCCACAAGUUCCUGAUAAUGAUGAUCGAAGAGUGUGGAGGCGAUGACGAAUUCUUGGAGCGCUGUGGAAGUGAUCCGCUAAAGAUCAGCACUGGACCCUGCUGCUGUUGCUGUCCCUGCUUGCCUUAUCCUAGAAUAACAAGGCGGACACUCUUUUGGCUGAAGCUGGGAACUUUUCAAUUUGCACUCUUACGUCUGGUCUUCACUUUCCUUUCAAUCGUCUUGUGGACCAAUGGCAACUUUGAUGCUUAUGAUCUCUCGAUAACUUGCGCUACAAUCUGGAUAAAUCCUUUUGUGGGGAUACUUACAAUCAUUGCACUCUGGCCAGUAGGCAUUAUGUUUAAACAUCUUGCACCAGUACUGAAAAGUAAAAAUAUUAUUGCAAAAUAUGCACUGCAUCAGUCUAUUCUCAUUUUAAGUCAACUCCAAGCUUCUAUCAUUAACAUUCUGGCAAUGAAUGGAGUCAUCGCCUGUUCACCACCAUUUUCCUCAAAUGCCAGAGGAACAGCCAUGAACCAGCAACUCCUCAUCAUUGAAAUGUUCAUAAUCACGUUGACAUCACGAGCCUUCUACCGGAGGAGAUAUGAAGAACUAAACUCUGUUGACCAGCAUGAAGAAGACAACCAAGGAAAUGCCAAGAUUCAACUAAAUGGACCUCCUUUGGAUGGACAGGAUUAUGCUUAAUGUGUGCAAGCUUCUGUAAAACUGUACCAUUUAGUGGAAUUUUCCCUGAAGGGAGGUCACUGGAAAGAGCGAUCUGUGAGAGGAGAAUACCAAAGCAGAGGCAAUUUUUGGGAAAACCCAAGAAGAUAUAUUUUACUAAUCAUACAGUACAAUACAUUUUAUAUUUUAACUAAAAAAAGAAUUGCUGUGACUUUUGAGGACCAUUUAUUUCAGUUUAUUAUUAUUUUUUACUUACUUUGGUUGCCUUUCUUGCAUUUCAUUUUCUACCACCAGAAGAGCACUUGGUUAAGAAUAUCUUCUUUCCUUCAUGGCACUGAAAGUAAGGCAGCUGUGGAAAAAUGUGGGGCGCAAUCACUCUUCUCUCCGUAUCAUGCUGUGGAAACCUGGGAAAUUUUUUUUAUUUUUUUAUAAAAACCUUCCUUCAUAUUUAUCGAUAUGCUAUCAGACCAAAGUUCCUGACUAGAAAGGAGUAUGUGUCUGUUUUUGUAUUGUGCCUUACUGGUCAGUUUGUAAAUUGAGUCAUUCUCUUUCCUGUAAAUUAAGUAACUGCUUCAUUAAGUAAUUAAAACUGUUUAGAAUUUUUUUGAUGAAAAAUACAUAAGAAUUUAAGAGUGCGGGGAUUGGGACAAUAUUUAAACUCGAGUGUCAGAGCCAUGAAGGAAUAUUUUGGACAGAAUUAAAUAAACAAAUAUACAAAUAAAGUACUAUUAAAGUGACAAUAAAUGAAAAAGAGCAUGAAAUGUGAGCGUCAAUUAAUAAAUGUGUCACGGAAUGUUCUUUGUGGUUUUUUUAAUUUAUUUAAUACUGUCCAUAAUAUUUUUCCAGAGUCGACACGAAAUAUGGCUUGAAUUUAAAAUUGUCAUUUUCACUCAUUAAAGCUGAGAGGGUGGCUCUAGUGACUGCGGUUUUUUGAUUGGUGAAUCGUCGGCAGAGUGGAUGUACGUGCUUCACUUGACUCAUGUUGUGACUGUGCGUGUCGACUACCCCCAGAAUUACUGUGCAAAGUGGCUACUUUAAUUCUAAGAACUCUAAAUUCGUCAUUAGGAGACAGCGUCUGAAGUGUAAAUGAGGCAUUUUACAGCCAAAUAUUUAAGUCCAGAGUACCAGUGAUUCACCAGAUAAAAGCCAAAACGUGCUAGAGCCUGCCCUCUUUACUUUGAUGAGUGAAUGUGACGCUUUUAAAUUCAAGGAGCAAUUCAUUGCAUUUGGAGGAACAAUACGGACAAAAUUAAAUAAAUAAAUAAGCAAAGCACUUUCUCUUAUUGUAACAUUUCACAGUACUUUUAUUUAUUUAAUUUUGUCCAAAAUAUUCCUCCAUACAAAUGUAUACAAUGAAGUGGAAUACAAUGAACAUUACUCAAAAACACACCAGGACAAGAUUAGAGAACACCUUUCAUUAAUUUAUUAGGUCUUGAGAAUCACUGUAUGUGGGUUUUCCACUUCAUUCUUUUUGUAGCAUAAGAACAUACGAAAUUUUGCAAAUGACAGGAGUGGUUCAUCAAUCUCAUUGAUUUAGCUACUAAAGAAAAGUAUCAUAUAGACUCAUUGUCGGUUCAUGUUUCUUGCGUUGCUCCAUCAAACUUAACAAGCUCCACUUUUCCAUCAACCUCACUGAUAACCCAACAAAAAUGGCCUCCGCUUAUAUGUUAGCUGUUCCAUUGUACCAAGAUGACAUCUACCAAAGUACAAAUUGUGAUCUUCUUACUUUUAUUCAUUCACUCCUUGAUUCAAUUAAGUUGAUCCUAACUCUUUAAACGAAAUGAAUGUUGCAUCUUUCUGAAACAUACUUUAACUCAACUUAUUGUGAGUGGUGUUUUUCUUAAAUGUGUAACUUGAACUCUAGCACCAUUCAUUGCCAUAAUCUAUUUAAUCACGUGCUAGGCUGAUAUGACUGUAACUUGGCAGACAACUGAUGUGCAGCUCACCCAAGAUGAGCAGCCCAAACCAACAAUUCAGAUGAUCUGUCUUAGUUUACGACCAUACCCUCACCCAUUCAUCUGUUGUCUGGCCAGCUUAGCCCUGUUGAGAGCCCGAGCCCAAACUAGAAGCAUCACCAACUCGCCUGAAACCAACUCCUCUCAGUGUCAUUCUUGUUUACUUUGUAUUUAUUUUUGUAUUGUUUGAUAUUCAGAUUUUUAUCUUGUUAUCUUAAAUGUAUCACCAUUUCUUUUUAAUAUUUUCUGUUUAUAUGGAUUUAUUUGAUGGACCUGCUCAGUUUGAGGCUUUCAUACUUUCAUUUUCUGAUCAUUUUUAUUCCAGUACUUUCAAAAUGUCCUUAAGAACAGUGAAUUUUACAACAAUGCUGGACUUUUGUGAAUUUCCCCUUGGGAUUAAUAAAAUAUCUAUCUAUCUUUUUUAUUCAGAUGAAUAUGUUGUUACAGGGGUGCCUGAAUAGGUGUUUGUAAAGAGCGUAUUUGAAUUUUAGUUCUUUUUUAUCUUCUCACUGGUGAGAAAGGAGGCAUUUUAAUUUUUGUGUAUCAAUAUUUACCUUUAUUUUGCAAAGUAUUAUUGAAUAAAAUUGAACAAAGAGAAUUUA